UGGAAAUAACCGAGACACGGAACAUGAGUGUUACUUUUUUCUGGUGCCAUUUAGCGAACACCAGAGACAUACCUGUACGCGUUACGUCCGCACCACACCGGGAGGGGUUUUGAAUGUUUUUGUGUGACUGUCAAGAGUCGACUGUAAUUUGAAAUAAGACGUCGGACUGAAGAUCAAACCCAUAGUUUACUGACUCCGGUCUGUUUUGCGGUCUAUUCCUAUUAUAAUUUUUUCCUGAGAAGCAAUCAGUCAAGGAAUAUUCAGUGUGUUCUGGUGUGGUGCUGGUGGUGGGGAUUUUAUAUCCACCUCGUUUUUUUUUAGAAGAAUGGCGCGAGACUACGCUAAACAAUCACCAAUGAUGUUGUUGGUGACAGCAGGGAUACUUCUGAUUAUUCAAGCUGCGUCGUGUCAGCGGGUGAGGGUGAGGGUGGUGGCGGAGGUGGAGGCAUACCCCACCGAGUCGGUCGACCUGCGCUGUCAGUUUGUCGAUGAAGGAAACACCAAGCUCACACAGGUGUCGUGGAUAUGGGAGCCCAGGGAAGGCCAGAGGGACAACAUUGCGGUCUUUCACCCCAUAUACGGCGAGAGCUUCCCCGAAUCUCCCUUCAACGGGCGUGUCAGCUUCAUCCAAGGCACCUUGACAAACCCCUCCAUUACCAUCACCAGCCUCAAGAUGGCCGACGCCGGGCGGUUCACCUGCGAGUAUGCCACUUACCCCAGCGGCAAUGAGCAAGGCACCACCAAUCUGGUCAUACUUGCGAAACCCAAGAAUUCUGCAUCUCCCGUUGUCGUCCAAGCCAGCACCAGCGGCAAACCAGUGGUCGUGGCCCAGUGUGAGGCGGCCGACGGCAAGCCAGCAGCCACCAUCAAGUGGAUGGGAGAAGUCGGUGGCACCGAAAACACCACCUCCAAAAAAGUGCAGGACGGCACGGUGACGGUGAGGAGUGAGUACCUCCUGGUGCCCACGCCCGAGGACAACGGCAAGGAGGUCACCUGCAUGAUCAGCCAGCGCACUCAGGACAAGCCGCAGACCUUUCCCAUGAAGCUGUCCGUCGAGUAUCCCCCAACUGUGUCCAUAGUGGGCUAUGAUAACAACUGGUACAUUGGCCGGACCGACGCUGUCCUGACCUGCCAGGCCACUGGCAACCCUGUCCCCACCACCGUCACUUGGACAGCCAUGUCCGGUCGCAUGCCUGACACGGUGCAGAUCGACGCCAACAAGCUGAUCGUGCGGAAGGUGGACGAGGCUGUGAACACCACCUUCGUAUGCGAGGUGAUGAACCGGCUGGGAGUGGGCAAGCACCAGGUCACCACAGCGGUCAUCGAGGCCAUAGCGGACCCGUCCAACGCGGGUGUGGUGGCGGGGGCUAUCAUCGGCAGCCUGCUGGCCCUGCUGCUGGUCAGUGCGCUGAUUGCUGUCCUGGUGAACCGCAGUCGCCGGCAACGGCGCGGUUACCCCGGCAAUGGAGAGCCAGGCGCCUACGGGAACAAAGCCCGCCUCUUCGGCGGAGCUGGCAACAAGAGCGAAGGCACGGGGGCCAACAUCAACGGGCCCAUCUAUACGUACCGCGAGAGUGACCCCGGCGCGCUGGUGGAGAAUGUCAACGACUUCCACCGCCAUGGCCCGCCAGGCUCCACCCCCACCGCCCACGACAUCCUGCUGAGCAGCGAGAUGGACGAGGCAGAGCGCAGGAAGUUCGACGCCCUCGACGACAGCCUGGAGGAGGAAGAGGAGCGCUACGACAGCUUUAGCGUGGGCAUGGCGCCAGCUUAUCACAUCCACCGGCACAACGAGGAGAUGGGAGGGGUCAGCAUGUACCUGGACGACGACAUGGAGUCACAGCGAGACGGGUCGGUCAUCUCCCGGACUGCCAUCUACGUCUAGAGAGGGACGGUCAACCAACCCGGGUCCAAGAGGGAGAGCUGAGGACACGGAGGAGAGUCCAUCACCACCAAUCAACAACCACCUCUCUGGAACGAUACCACCAACAACCACCUCUCUGGAACGAUACCACCAACAACCACCCCUCACCCUGCAUACUAUAUAGACAUGCUACGCUUAUGAUAAUAAAUAAAAAAAAUCACUACAGAAACAAAACAAGGAGUUGAAACUGAACUGUAACUGAUGAACAAGCAGAAUGAUAACUUGAGUGCGCUGGUCAAUGAAUAGACAUCUUGAUAAGUCAGUCAGUCUACCAAAAAAAAUGAAACAAUGUAACUCAUCUUCAAUGCUGCUUAUUGCUCCAUUUCAUUUCCGCUUAGCAAGUGAAAUGUGAAGAAUGACCAUGUGACUGCAUUAGUAGCCAACUAAUCCACAGGACUGCAAACACUAUAAGACUUUUUCUUGGUAAGGUCACUUACCAUUCAAUGUCGCCUUCAUGGUAAAACUUUAGACGCAUUCAUAGAUGGUCACACUAGUUAUAUAACCACUGCUACUGCUUCAAGAUGUCCUCUAGUGGACUGCGGUGUGGAGGACAAGGAAGAAAGCUGUAACUUGCUGUCUUAAUGUGCAUCACAGGCGUUCUAUAGCACAGUGUUAUGUAAUGGUCUUUGUAUUAUCAAGAUGUUUGGGCCUUCAGGCCUUGUUCAACCACAUUUGGUGUUAAUGACUCAUAAUGACUUAGACAGAGUUAGUCCCACCAACUUUGUUUCCAACUUCAUUUUCAUGCACAUUUCCUUCUUUCUAUUGGUAUUGGGAUUACUUCCUUUUAUAUAUGGGAGGCCAGCGACAUGGUAGACCAAGCUGGAGAUGGGGUUUGGACGAGAGAAGUGGGCGACCAGAUCUGUUUCCUUUUCCACCUGUAUGUUGGCUGUGUUCACGUUGGUGGAACGUCACUGCUAAGAGGGCAGCGGGUCAGCUGGCACGAUCCGAGGGUAUUGGGGCCACGUGCCAGGCUGCACUAGCCUACCAUGCUGAGGGACCAACCAGCUCCUGUAACGAUCGGAGCCACGUCUAGUCUGCCUAGCUAUAGAUAAGACAGACCGACUGAUAGAUGGACACGCAUGCCCAGCUCUAACUGGACCUACUGCUCCAACUGUCAGUUUGACCAAUAAAAAAAAAGGAAACGGACUCCAUUUCCCCGGCAAGUCAAUAAAUGCGCCGUUCGCCGCUGAUGCUCGAGGGACCAGAGGCAGUGGCGGAAUAUUUCCCUCUCAGUUUUUACCAGAACAAGCUGUUCCUAGCCCACAUGUUUAAUUCAGGAGUAGAAGAGGCAUAAAAGUGUUGUGCUUUAUCUUGUGUAGAGGUAUAGAGAGAGAGAGGCUGAUUUCCGGAUGGUAUUGAUCACUUUUGCGAUUAAUCCAGUUAAGCCGAAGCAUUAAUAAGACAAGCCGCACAUAUGGCUGAAAUUGCGAAGUUUUGCUCCCGAAUACAGUAGGAGUUAUGAGGUCGACCGUCUGCCUUGUUGUCGACCGUCUACGAUCGAUUAUCUACUUAGAAAUACAGUAUUAUAAUUUUAUUAGCAGGGCGAAAUGCUUGGUUGAGUUUUAUUUUUGCUGUAUGUUAAUGGGAAAAUCUCUGCCUGCCCUCUAAGGGGGCAGUAACACAUACAAUAUGCCUGUGACUGUGUGUGGGGAUAUUUCUGACCGAGGCCCAUUAGUUCUAAGUCUGGCCGGCAUAUGUGUUUUCGAGUUCUGAGUUGACCGAAUUUGACUCGCUGCCAGACCUGGAACGAGGUUAAGGGGCUAACCCCACCCGCAGUAUGUUCCACUGUCGGAUUGGCGCCGUUCACUUUAAAGUAGCGGCCGAGUGUGUGCUGAUGAGUGUGUGUAUUUUGCAAGGGUGUGUGUAGCGUGAUUGUACAGAUUUGAGUUGUGUGUAUCCCACAUGCUGAUUCACUGCGCAAUAGCCCAAUGUUAUGCAGGACUUGUUUUGCAUAAUUUCAUACAUAUGGAUGGCUAAGCCUAUCAUGAUUUAUCUCUGAGUCAUUCAUCACUCAUUUCAUGCACAGUAACCUCACUGAUGAAAGGGUUGGGGGACAGUGAUAGGAAACUGCUUAGCACGGGGACCCGCAUGGACAUGAAUAUUACACUGGUGGAGCCGGAAUGGAGACGGACUGGCUCAAAGGGCCUUUGGAGUGGUAUCCAGUGCCACACCGGCCAGAUGGAAACUUGAUUGGGUAUUGGUAUGUCUUGAUUGGGUAUUGGUAUCCGGGCCGUUGCUCUGUAAAUGUUGUGACCCACUCCCCCUCCUUUGCCUUUUCUUAUCACAGAUUCAUAUCGCAUUAUCAGAUCAUCACCACUGUGUUCAAAUUAACUGUUUUCCUUAUGAUGUUUUGUGCGAAUGGGUAUCCAUUUUUUUCUAAUUAAGAAAAAUAAGUGUUCUUAUG
This is a messenger RNA of Coregonus clupeaformis (lake whitefish), 4328 nucleotides long. RefSeq names its product nectin-2-like. The transcript is spliced from 7 exons. The record is from RefSeq and is a predicted model, not a curated record. NCBI's taxonomy places the organism in Eukaryota, Metazoa, Chordata, Actinopteri, Salmoniformes, Salmonidae. Bases 326 to 1885 code for a protein of 519 amino acids.